Molecule: messenger RNA, 2550 nt
Organism: Sparassis crispa
Lineage: Eukaryota; Fungi; Basidiomycota; Agaricomycetes; Polyporales; Sparassidaceae
Exons: 5
Coding region: 1-2550 (849 amino acids)
Cellular component (GO): cytoplasm
Molecular function (GO): protein binding
Source: RefSeq, a predicted model, not a curated record
AUGCCCGCCCCAUUCUCAACACCGCAUACCCCCGUGGCGUAUCCAGCACUCUAUCUCUACCCACUGAAUGACUCAUUUAUUCCAAAACACAUCUCUCUCCUCAACAACCAGCGCGUGAAGAUUGGAAGACAAACGAACGCAAAGACCGUGCCCGCCGAGCGAAAUGGCUACUUCGACUCCAAGGUUCUCAGCAGACAGCAUGCAGAGGUAUGGGAGGAGUCAGGAAAGAUCUUUAUCAAGGACGUGAAAAGCUCCAACGGGACGUUCAUCAACGGCGAACGGCUCAGCCCAGAGGGCCUCGAGUCGGAGCCAUUUGAACUGAAGACGGACGACAUUGUGGAAUUUGGAAUCGACAUCGUCGGGGAAGAUAACAAGACAAUCAUACACCAUAAGGUUGCCGCGCGGGUGGUGUGCGUAUUCUCGGAGCAGGACGCGCAAGCGGCAGCGCGGGCGGAAGCCCAACAGAACCCUCCAGCGUACGGGAGCCUCGCGAACCAGGGCCCGUCUGGAUCGGCGGCAGGCGCAUUCAACUUCGCGGGCGGGCAGCAGGCGGGUGCAGCAGGCCUAGGGAACGGUGUGCCUGGAGCACAGCGGAGGCCGGGGAUGCAGCCGCAGGGAUUGGUCGGGAUGGGCGGGAUGGGAGGGAACGUGCGAGUGCCGGGGAAGAGCGGGCUGACGUUUGACCAUAUUCUGAGCAGGCUUCAGGGCGAGCUGCAGAAGAGCCGGGACACCGGCUCGGAGCUGCACUCACUUACGGGGUCGAUGAAUGAGAUACACGACACGCUCGGUGGAAACAUGCCGCCAAACGUGCCGCCGUAUCCCCAGUCGCUGCCUGCGGUUAUGCCUGCGCAAGCGGUCGAGCACCAUCAGCAGCAGGAGCAGCACCAGCAGCAACCGGCGCCUUUUGAUCCUACUUUCACCUUGAGUGAACUGCAGACACAGCUGCGCGAGACGCAGAUGUCGCUUGCAAGCCACGUCGACAAGAUCCGCGCGCUGGAAGGCGUGCUCGCCGAGCACGACGCGAUCAAGCGCGAGGUGGGCUCAAUGCGCGAUAUGAUGGAGGAGCGCAUGCGCGAGAUAGAGUUGCUCCGUAGGCAGAGCGGCAGUCCUAUUCACCAGCGGCAGCGUCAGGACGAAAGGGAUCACGACGGAGAUUUACUCGGAGACGACGAUGACGCGCGUAGCAUCGCGACGGUUGUCCCGCAUGAACUGGAACGGGUUGAUGAAGAGGAUGAGGAGCAGUUAGCCGCUGAGCAAGAGGAAGAAGACCGAAGGCGGAGAAGGGAAGAGUUGGGGCGCCCAAGAACGCCCGAGCCGACCGGGAUGGGCAUGGGUGACGAUGAUGAGGACCAUGAUUCGCAUCCCAACCAUCUUCAGGGUGGCAACUCAGACCUGUCUCACCUUCGUGCUCGUCCGCACUCGCCAUUGUCUCCGCCCGUCCCCCAUGUUACCGCUUCUUCCUCAGAGGAUGUCACUGAACGCCUCGACACACUGUCGAAGCAGCUCGAGUCUGCGCUCGAACUGUCUCGCUCAUUGGAGGCGCAGCAUACAAAUGCUCAGUCGACGAUCCUAAAUCUUGAAACAAAGGUGUCUGCGCUCGAGACAUUGGUGCUUGCUACCCGCGUACAGGUGGAUGUACAGGAAGAGAAGACACAGCAGUUGGCGGAAGCUGCUGAGGCUACCGCACUAGAACGUCCUACAACUUUGGCGCAAUCAAGAGAGGAGGAGCGUGCCCGUGAACGGGAGUCUCUGACGGAGAUGAUCACGGAGUGGAAGAAGAGUGUGGAGGGUCGGUGGAGCGGUGUACAAGAGGAGUGGAACGAUGAACGUGAACGGCUACGACGUGCCAAGGAAGAAUGGGAGCUGCGUGUGCGCUCUGUCGAGGAGGGCCUUGGUAGUGCGGUUACCAAGAUGGAGUCGGGGCUCACAUCACUCGCAUCCUUUCAGGCGCACUACCAGCUUCUCCAGCGGCACCCUCUUACGAAUGGCAAUGCGAAGAUAAAUGGCAGCGGUGGUCUAGUCACUCCCCCAAGUCCAAGAAGUCUAUCAGCGGAGUCAACUCGUCCUCGGGCAAGAAAAAAGCGGGUGAGCAAAUCGCGAGGCAGGACACGGUCACGAUCUGCAUCGCUUGGCACCGGUGAGGUGCCCUAUGACGGUUCCUCUGCAUCUUCGGUGGUCAGUGAUCUGAACGGCCAGGAGCUGCCUCCUUAUUCGAAUUCUCACCCUCGACGUCGGUCACCGUGGGCGACAGACGAAUCGAGUGCCAGUGACUCCGAGACACGUUCGUCCGUUAUCCUCGAGAAUGGAAGGGCUGCGUCAUCAACGAGAAACGAGAAGGAUGUGCCUUUCCCAUCGCCAGAAUCGUCCGUCGUGCAUCAGCCGCUGUCAAAAUCAGACGCGGUCUCAGGCGUUGCAACAGAUGCACGUACGAGAGAGCCGCCGAAGGACAUCCCUCAAUUUACGCACCUAUCGAUGGCUGUUGGUAUCUUGGUGCUCAGUGCAGCAACUGCAGCGGUGUUAUGGCGAGUUAAACCCGAGACUUCAAUAUAG